Molecule: messenger RNA, 1264 nt
Organism: Panicum hallii
Lineage: Eukaryota; Viridiplantae; Streptophyta; Magnoliopsida; Poales; Poaceae
Product: protein HEAT-STRESS-ASSOCIATED 32
Exons: 5
Coding region: 81-980 (299 amino acids)
Source: RefSeq, a predicted model, not a curated record
ACGACGAUCAGACCAUCACAGCGAGCGAGAGAGAGAGAGAGAGAGAGGAGGAGGAGGAGGAGGAGGGGACGACGGCGACGAUGAGGGGUUGGCGAGAGGAGGUGGUGGCGCUGUCGCUGCGCGGGUACGGCUACGGCAACGAGGAGGACGACCGGCCGGAGAAGCCGCGCCGGUACGGAGUGACGGAGAUGCGGAGCCCCUUCUACUCCUUCCGCCCCGCCAACCAGGCCCUCCAGGAAAUAUUGGAUUCUCUUGGUCCUUUUGUUGACGGUUUGAAGUUCUCUGGGGGAUGCCAUAGUUUGAUGGGAAAAGAAUUGGUUAGAGAGAUUACUGAUUUAGCACACAAACAUGACAUAUACGUGAGCACAGGUGACUGGGCAGAGCAUCUUUUACGUCAAGGACCCUCUUCUUUCAAGCAAUAUGUGGCGGAAUGCAAGGCCUUAGGGUUUGACACAAUUGAGCUGAAUGCUGGAUCUCUCAAGCUCCCUGAAGAUGCUCUCCUGAGAUUGGUCCGCCUCAUCAAGAGUAGCGGUCUGAGGGCAAAGCCACUGUUUUCCGUGAAGUUUGACAGUUCUGAUAUUCCUGCAUCUGGUGGUAGGGCAUUUGGGGCGUACAUAGCUCCAGUCAAGGAGCGGAGCUCAGAAAGAAUUGAAGAUGUUGAUCUGCUGAUUAGGAGGGCAGAGAGAUGCUUGGAAGCAGGGGCAGAUAUGAUCAUGAUAGAUGCUGAUGACGUUUGCCAGCGCGCUGACUCCCUGAGGGCAGACAUCGUUGCAAAGAUAGUAGGCCGGCUCGGUCUCGAGAAGACCAUGUUCGAAGCUUCAAACCCCAGCACCUCCGAGUGGUUCGUCAAACGAUACGGCCCAAGGGUGAAUCUCUUCGUUGACCACUCGGACGUGAUGAAUCUGGAGCGCCUGCGGGGGUUCAACAUGUGCAGAAGCGACCCUUCCUCCCGUUUCGCCUCACCAUUCUUCCUGUUGUAAACGAGCUUUUCCUGAAACCCGGAGCUGAGAUGGUUCUCUAGCUCCGCGCCUCUGGCCGCGCAGCUUGUUAUGGCCUCAGCCCUCAGAGUAACUACCAGCGAGCAAUGCGCUAGCACCUGUUGUGUUAUGAAUAACCGCUGUAAUAAUUGGCUCUGUAUAUAGUACUGUAUCGACGUUUGUGUUCAUUGCAGUUGUUGCACCAGAUUGUGUUCGAGUUGCUAUGUUAGUCCAUGUGUGUGCAGUUGCGCGCAUGCGAAACGCCGGAAUUUUCAGGAUCUUCAACA